Drosophila hydei is the source of this 1048-nucleotide messenger RNA. RefSeq lists its product as uncharacterized. The transcript is spliced from 4 exons. Bases 149 to 943 code for a protein of 264 amino acids. The record is from RefSeq and is a predicted model, not a curated record. Lineage: Eukaryota; Metazoa; Arthropoda; Insecta; Diptera; Drosophilidae.
UUCAGAUGUUGCUUCGCAUUUGCAUGAACCGGGGGCGUUGUUGUCGUGCUAUCUAUCCAUCCUUAACUGACUGCAACCCCAACGAAAGUGAAAUUUGCGUACUUUAAGUAAAGCAAAAAAAAAAGAAAUAUAAUUUCACUUGAAGAAAAUGGCAAGUGUUUUAAGUGCAUUUGUUCUGGUGCUGUGCCUGAGCGCGACUUUGGCUGCUGAUGAGGGUCUCGGCUUGCCAAACAUUGAGUUUAAGCCCAUCACAAAAUUGGCCGACGAUAUACCGACGUGCCAGCAAUCGGACAGCAACAUUAAUGAAUGCAUCAAACAGGGCUUUCAGCAGCUGACGCCACGCCUUAAAAACGGCAUCAGCGAUCUGAACAUACCGCCCAUGGAUCCCUUUGAGCUGGGCAAAAGCUCCUACAAUUACAAUUCGGGCAUGCUGCAGGGCCGGAUUGCCAUGAGAAAUGUGGCGGUUCAUGGCCUCAGCGAGGGCAUCGUUGACAAGGUGGACUACCGUCAAAAGAACAAUCGCGUACGCAUGGAGAUGAUCAGCCAUGUGCCCCAAAUGCUAGCGGAGGGCGCCUACAAGGCGGACAUAAAACUAAACGACAUGAAGAUAACUCCAAAAGGCACCUUCAACGUAACGCUGCGCGACGUCAGCAUGAAAACGCGCGCCAUGGGCGAACUAUACGAGCGCGACGGUCACACCUAUCUGCGUCUGACGAAGCUCGAGUCGGAGCCCAAAGUGGGCGACAUGCGCAUCUAUGCCAAUGGCCUGGUGCCCGACCCAGUGCUAAACGAUGUCAUAUUGGAUUUCAUCAAUCAAUAUUGGCGCCAGCUGUAUCAAGCUAUGCUACCUGAAACAAUGGCCAUUUGGGAGCCUCACAUGCUCAAACUGGCCAAUGAGUUCUUUGCUGCUCUACCCUUCGACUUGAUUGUCACCCAGGAUUAGCUUUGGGGGCGUCUCUAUGUGGUAGUCUCUAUGCAAUCCUAGUACGGUUAUGUGCUUUAUUCAUGGUGUUAAUUUAGUUUAUAUUCAAAUAAAAUACAAGUGAAA